Molecule: messenger RNA, 354 nt
Organism: Theileria equi strain WA
Lineage: Eukaryota; Apicomplexa; Aconoidasida; Piroplasmida; Theileriidae
Exons: 2
Coding region: 1-354 (117 amino acids)
Source: RefSeq, a predicted model, not a curated record
AUGAAUAACAUGGAAUAUAAACCAUACAGAAUCGCAAUUUCUAGAAAAGUAACGACAUGUAUAAACGCAGUUGCAGGUACAACGAGGCAGGUUGAUUUAUCCUUUUCCACAAUUUCUGCCAUUUUAAAUGAAUGUGGUCACAAUGACCUAAAGAUUUAUGCCAUAUUUAGAAUUGUACAAAAUGUGCUCGAUAUGUGCGAGCCAGGCUGUCAAAUUUACCUCAAUAAAAAAUCAGUUUGGCCAUUUGCACACUUGAUACGCGGCUUACUCACACUAAGUGACUAUGCAAGGGUCUCUGUGCAAUUCCGAGGUUGUCUAUUGGUGAAGAUGUUGAAACUCUUUGCAAACUCAUGA